UUUUUUGGGUAGGAGCACUCGAGCAAUUGAUUAAAAAAAAAAGAGAAUUGAGGGUUUUGGAGCUCGUAUAAGCUCGUCAAUCACGUGAAAAGAAAUAGAUUUUACCUUUUAGCGUCCACGCAAAAUUUAUUUUCCAAACAAAAGGGAAAACCCUUUUUGCCUCCCCGAACAAAUUACCUAAUACAACACCAAAAUAAACCAAAAAGUUGUUUUGAAUGGAACCAAAAACAUUAAUUUAUGUAUAGAUAAAUAGUUUACACAAAUCAAAUAAAUCUAAAGAUUCUAAACCAAACAAACAGUAGCAUACCCACAAACCCGAAUAUAACUCCAAAAAAUGAUAAUUGUUCAAAAUCUUGAUAAUGGGAAAAUCAUUAAUAGACACAUUAAUAGCCAUUAAUAGACACAAUAAGAUUAAAAGAUGACCAUUAAUUAUUGGAUUGAAUAAAUAAAGUUCAUCAAAGAGUCUAACCUAAACAAUUCUAAAGUUCCUCUUUGUCUCAAAUUUGCCACAUAUCACGCAAAACCAAUUAAGAAAACAAGUCAACGCGCGUGGGUUAACACCCGCUCACCAAAAUAAAAAAAAAAAGAAAAAUUCAACUUUGGACGAACUCGGAUCCAAGUCGGAUUCUAAGCAUUCCUUAUCCAACACGGCCAAGUUUCGUCGCGUCUUUAUAUAAACAAAACCAAACCAAACCUUUUUCUUCUUCCUCUUCAUAAAAGUUCAAAAACCCAACAAAGACAAAUCUCUCUCUCUUCUCUCCUGAUGAAUUCGAUGUUCAGUGCCUUCGACGCCAUGUCCGCAGAGAUUAUGGGGAAGAAAGUCACCGCAGCGUCUUAUGUCUGCAACCCCUCUGAAGCUGCUUCUUCCGGUGGUGGCGGUGGUCAAACUGUGUCUUUGCUGAAGAAAGACGAAAACGCUACCAGUUUGGCGAAGAAGCAGCCGAGGUAUGCUCUGGAGCUCGACGGGAUUCAUUGCUUCGAGACCAUUGUUCGUUCUUGAUUCCAACCAAGAUUACACAUCUUUUUUUUUUGUUCUAUUCCAUCAUGUAAAUACACUUUCCGGAAGAAAAAAAAGAUUUAAAUUCUUAAUUAGAAUCAUCCUUUUGUGGUUGGUUCAUCUGUUUUGCAGUUUAUGUUUGCUUCGGUUUCUAAU
This is a messenger RNA of Brassica napus (rape), 1153 nucleotides long. RefSeq lists its product as uncharacterized. Lineage: Eukaryota; Viridiplantae; Streptophyta; Magnoliopsida; Brassicales; Brassicaceae. Bases 764 to 1000 code for a protein of 78 amino acids. The record is from RefSeq and is a predicted model, not a curated record. The transcript has a single exon.